Molecule: messenger RNA, 588 nt
Organism: Ichthyophthirius multifiliis
Lineage: Eukaryota; Ciliophora; Oligohymenophorea; Hymenostomatida
Product: leishmanolysin family protein, putative
Exons: 3
Biological process (GO): proteolysis; cell adhesion
Cellular component (GO): membrane; cytoplasm
Molecular function (GO): metalloendopeptidase activity
Source: RefSeq, a predicted model, not a curated record
AUGAUAGUUAUGUUGCUUUUGCUGGUCCUUGUUAAAUAUCUCCAAGACCAACUUUUGGUUAUUAUAAGAAAUGUGCCGACAUAAAUAAUAACAUCACCUAAAAUAGUUGCAGCAGCCCGUUUAAUAUACUAGUGUGAAUAAAUAACAGGCAUGUAAUUAGAAAACGAAGGCUCAACAUCAUCUUUAGGAGUACAUUGGGAAAAAACAAUAGCUUAAAAUGAAAUAAUGAACCCUUCUGUUGUUUAAGGAUAUGCUUUUUUAACAAAACUAACUUUAGCAUUAUUAGAUGAUUCAAAUUUUUACACAAAAGUAAAUUAUUCAUAUGAAGCUGACCUUAUUUGGGGACAGGGGAAAGGCUUAUUAUUGUCUAUAUAGGGAAUUCAUUAGAAAUUAACUGCCUUUAAAGUGGACAAUAGAUUAAAAGUUAAAUAGGCUCAGGAAGUAUUACAUGUCCGGAUUUUAAAAAGAUUUGUGGAAAAGAAAUCGUUUGUUAUUAAAAUUGUAAUGGUUAGGGGAUUUGUAAUGGGGGUAAAUGCACUUGCUUUGAAGGUUUUUCUGGAAAAGGGUGCUAGUGUAAACCUGGGAUGA